GGCUCGGUGGGCACCAUGUGGCGGCUCCGGUGCAAGGCCAAGGAAGGGACCUAUGUCUUGCAGGGGCUGUCCAGCCGGACCCCGGUGUGGGAACUCCAGGGCCAGAUCGCCGCGGUCACUGGGAUCGUGCCGGGCGGCCAGCGGAUCCUCGCUGGCUACCCUCCCAAAUGCCUGGACCUCAGUGACAGGGACACCACGCUGGGGGCCCUGCCCCUGCAGUCGGGAGACAUGCUGAUCAUUGAAGAAGACCAAACUAGGCCCCAAACUUCGUCCACAUUUGCAAAACAUGGUGCUCCUAGCCCCAUCAGGGAACCCCUGCCCGUGCUAUGCAGGACCUCGGUCCCUGCUGACAACUCCUGCCUCUUUACCAGUGUGUACUACAUCCUGGAAGGAGGGGUCCUGAACCCAGCCUGUGCUCCGGAGAUGAGGCGCCUCAUAGCACAAAUAGUAACAAGUGAUCCAGACUUUUACAGUGAGGCAAUUCUGGGGAAAACAAACCAAGAAUACUGUGACUGGAUCAGAAGGGAUGAUACUUGGGGAGGAGCUAUUGUGAUAUCCAUUUUGUCUAAAUUUUACCAAUCUGAAAUAUGCAUAGUGGACACACAGACAGUCAGAAUUGAUCAUUUUGGGGAAGAUGUGGGCUAUUCCAAAAGAGUCGUGCUUAUUUACGAUGGCAUCAACUAUGACCCGCUUCAGCAUAGCUUCCCUGACCCAGACAUCCCUCCUCUGACCAUUUUCUCCUCCAAUGAUAAUAUUGUUCUGGUACAAGCACUGGAGUUAGCAGAUGAAGCUCGAAGAAAGAGACAGUUUACUGAUGUGAACCGCUUCACUCUGCGGUACAUGGUGUGUCAGAAGGGAUUGACUGGACAAGCUGAAGCCAGGGAGCAUGCCAAGGAGACUGGCCACACCAGUUUUGGGGAAGUGUGACCUCUGCCCUCUGAGGGUUGAAGCCUGCUACCUCAGAACCAGAGGCUCUGGGUUCUUAAUAAGCUACUUGUGUUCCUAAAGAACAAAGGACAGGAUGCU
Molecule: messenger RNA, 1026 nt
Organism: Sorex araneus (European shrew)
Lineage: Eukaryota; Metazoa; Chordata; Mammalia; Eulipotyphla; Soricidae
Product: ubiquitin thioesterase OTU1-like
Exons: 1
Coding region: 16-927 (303 amino acids)
Biological process (GO): endoplasmic reticulum unfolded protein response; protein deubiquitination
Cellular component (GO): cytosol; nucleus
Molecular function (GO): cysteine-type deubiquitinase activity
Source: RefSeq, a predicted model, not a curated record